Molecule: messenger RNA, 783 nt
Organism: Brenthis ino (lesser marbled fritillary)
Lineage: Eukaryota; Metazoa; Arthropoda; Insecta; Lepidoptera; Nymphalidae
Source: the annotation of a GenBank genome assembly
AUGGAUUUUCAAAAUCGGCCCGGAGGCAAAACUGGCGGUGGAGGUGUAGCAUCAUGGUCUGAAAGCAACCGAGACCGACGGGAGAGGCUAAGGCUACUUGCUCUCGAAACUAUAGAUUUAAAUAAGGAUCCUUAUUUUAUGAAAAAUCAUUUAGGUUCAUAUGAGUGCAAAUUGUGCUUAACCCUUCAUAAUAAUGAAGGCAGUUACUUGGCUCAUACUCAGGGAAAGAAACAUCAAGCCAAUUUAGCUCGUAGAGCAGCUAAGGAAGCUAAAGAAGCACCUCAACAAUUGGCUCCCGAGAAACCGAGAAUAGAACCAAAAAAGUUUGUUAAAAUUGGUCGACCUGGUUACAGAGUGACAAAACAAAAGGAUCCUGAAAAUGGGCAGCAAAGCUUGUUGUUUCAAGUUGAUUAUCCAGAAAUAGCUGAAGGAGUACAGCCUAGACACCGUUUCAUGUCUGCUUAUGAACAGAAAAUUGAACCUCCAGACCGCAGGUGGCAAUAUUUGCUUUUUGCUGCUGAGCCAUACGAGACAAUAGCCUUUAAAGUGCCCAGUAGGGAAGUUGAAAAGCAUGAUUCUAAGUUUUGGACACACUGGAACAAGGAUACAAAACAAUUUUUCCUUCAAUUUGCAUUUAAAAUGGAGCCUUUGAGAAUGCCUCCACCUCCACCUAAAAUGUGGGAAAAUCAUGGCAUUCGCCUACCACCACCCCCUGGUGCACCGAUGAUGGGAGUUCCCCCUCAUCCUCCACUGUUGCCUGUGCCUCCUCCACCUCCAUCUAUG